Messenger RNA from Durotheca rogersii, 3156 nucleotides. RefSeq lists its product as uncharacterized. The record is from RefSeq and is a predicted model, not a curated record. The transcript has 4 exons. Bases 236 to 3094 code for a protein of 952 amino acids. Gene Ontology annotation, molecular function: protein binding. NCBI's taxonomy places the organism in Eukaryota, Fungi, Ascomycota, Sordariomycetes, Xylariales, Xylariaceae.
CUCCUAGCCGGCUCAGCCUCACCGUUUACAAGCCCACUGCGACGGGGGCCUUUCAGCCGAGCUGAUCCCAUCAGAGCCUUAGGCAUCCCCCAGCCUGCAAUUUUUUGUGCAAUACAAUCACGCGCUCUCGCUCUCCGGGCUCAAUCCAUCUACUGCUUUUGACGACCUGCUAUCUAUCUGCUUUUUAGGUGUAGGAAUAAUUCUUCGCCAAAGGAUAGAAACCGCUGGUCCUAUCAUGGAUGGCCUCAGCAUAGCGGCGAGCAUCAUCGCCGUGGUAGAUCUGUCAACCAAGACUGCUCUGUUAUGCUCACAAUACUACAGAGACGUCAAGGAUGCCCGAGACGACAUUUCCCGACUUAAAAGAGAAGCUAGCCAGCUGGAAAGCACAUUCGAGAACGUGCGAAGUCUACUCGACAGUCCCGAUGGGGCAAGGCUUAAGGCUUCUCAACCAUUACGCACUGCCGUCGAGGAGAGUCUAGCACGCCUUCAAGUCCUGGAAAAGGAACUGAGGCCAAGCAAAGGCCGCCGGGCCGUGCGUGUGUUUAGCUUACGCGCUUUGACAUGGCCAUUCAAAAGCAAAGAUGUCGACAAGAUUGUUCAAGAUCUCCGGCGUUGCACAGAAACAGUUUCCCUGGCCUUGCAAGUUGAUCAGACAACCGUCAUACUCAAUCUUGUCCAAAAAACAGUUCUUAGCCGGCUUCCCAUUGCCGAUGGCGCAGCAUUCGACUCCCACGCCGAAGAACAUAACCCGACCUGUUAUCCAGGGACCCGGGUCGACCUUUUACGUGAAAUAUCGCAAUGGGCAGGGGAUACCGAAGGCAAACCCAUCUUCUGGCUAAAUGGCAUGGCCGGUACGGGAAAAUCCACCAUCUCACGUACCGUCGCUCAAUCGUUCUCAAAACGUCGCCAGCUCGGCGCCAGCUUCUUCUUCAAGAGGGGCGAGGGCGACCGAGAAGGUGCAUCUAGACUUUUCACCACGAUCGCCGCGCAGCUUGUUCGGAGAGAACCUGAAUUUGCGUCACACGUCCAAGCAGCCAUCGACGCCGACCCUAGAAUCUUCGAAAAGAAGUUGCGCAAUCAGUUUGAGGAGCUCAUCUGGAAACCCUGGACCCGAAUUACGCGACACACCCAUCCCGCCUCUACGGUAUCUAUUGUCAUUGACGCACUAGAUGAGUGCGGGCGAGGGGAAGAUAUUGAGACGAUCAUCCAAAUAUUGUCUGAAACUCGUUCUUCACAGCGACCGCUACGAAUUUUUGUAACCAGCAGGCCUGAGUUGCCGAUCCGUCUCGGGUUCACCAACAUCGAGGGCGCAUACCGAAAUUUAAUUCUUCAUGAGGUACCUAAGCAGGCGAUCGAGAAUGACCUCUUCGCCUUUCUCGUGCACGAACUCGGAAACACACGCGACAACUACAACAAAUCUGUGCAAAUGGCUCAACGACUCCCACAGACUUGGCCUGAACAGCGGGUGGUCCAGGAGCUCGUCGAGAUGGCCGCUCCCCUCUUUAUCUUUGCGGCCACGGUAUGCCGUUUCAUCAAGGACCCAGCUUGGCAUAACCCAGAGGGACAGCUCAAGAAAGUGCUGGAUUACAAAACGAAGACACCUGACUCGGGGCUUGAUAAGCUCGCUGCUACAUAUAGUCCAAUCCUCGACCAGCUACUGUUCGAAAAGCCUAAGCGUGAAGCGGAGAGCCUGAUCAACGAGUUUCGUGAAGUUGUUGGUCCCAUCGUCCUUCUUGCUCGACCUCUAUCCGUACUCUCACUCGCGAAGCUACUAUCCAUCGACCCCAGAGUCAUAACCGGUAGACUGGACUCGUUGCAUUCCGUAUUAAACAUCCCGCCCGACAUAGUUCUACCUGUUAGACCUUUCCAUAAGUCCUUUCACGACUACUUAGUGAAUGUUGAGAGGCGAGAUAGCAACCCGUUUUGGGUAGACGAGAAAGCAACGCAUGAGAAACUGGCAAUAAACUGUCUACGCAUUAUGGACGAAACCCUCCGGACGGACAUAUGCGGAAUAAAAUGGCCGGGGGCCCCUCUAUCCUCUGUUGACCCCCAGAUCAUACGCGACAAGCUGCAACCGGAAGUCCAAUAUGCAUGUCUGUACUGGGUUGACCAUAUUAAGGAGUCGGGAAGGUGGUUUGAUGUCGGUGACGCAGUCUACGGUUUCCUCCAGCGGCACUUCCUGCACUGGCUAGAGGCCUUGAGUCUUAUGGGGGAGACUGACCGCAGUUAUUCCAUGCUCGAUUGGUUACAACUUAACGCGAAUGCCCGUCGCACGAAAUUGGCAUGCUUCGUUGAGAAUGCCGAUUCCUUCCUUACGAAAUUUGGGCCCUACAUAGAGGCGGGUCCGCUCUACAUAUACUCGGCACUAGUCUUCGAUCGGGAGGAAAGUGUUGUGCGUAAUACAUUCAAGAAUUGUAUUCCCGACUGGUUAUGUGUCGCCGCAAGGAUUUUCGGACCCACACUACCAUUUUCCGCCUCGCCCGGCUCCGUGGCACUUUCGCCCGACUCGAAGCUCGCAAUGUUGGGAUUAUGGGAAGGGACGGUACAGGUUUGGUCAACGGAUACGGGUGAAUUACAACAUACACUCCAAGGCCAUAAAAGCUCCCCCCGCUUAAUAUCGUUCUCAUCCGACUCGAAACUUAUAGCAUCAGGGUCAAAGGAUAAAACAGUGCGGCUCUGGUCGGCUGAAACGGGCGCGCCGCUGCUAAUUUGCUGUCUCGAUAAUUACGCCCGCACGUUGUCCUUUGCCUGUGACGGCCAAACUAUACUCACUGAGACUGGUACUAUAUCUACCGAUGGUAUACUAUCGUCAACGGGGCCUUUGUCUGCUACACUUGACAGAUAUUCCUUACUGUCUCUCAGUCAAGCCGCGUCUGGUCAUGAUCGAAACCAUGACCUCAGCAAUCAUUUUCAUGGGGUCGACCACUGGGUAUAUUUUAACGGAAAUCCCUUGAUGCGGGGAACGAUAUUUCGUCGGGACCAAAAUUUUGCUGUAUCUGGCUCUGUGGCGGUAAUUUCACACUGGGACGAAAUAUUUAUUGUGAAGUUUUCCACGGAAAAGCUCCUGGGGCUUUUACCGGCCCUGGGAAGCUAACGGGGGGAGUAUGUUGAUAUGACCCUGGCCCAUCUGAGCUUGCGGGACAUACCUAGUAGAUG